AUGUCGUCUCGAGUUGUGAUCGAUCCUUCAGGGGACCUUGUCUUACAGAUUCCCAUUAGCGUCCCCACACCUUCAAAAGAGACGCGGCGUAACUCCGUGGAUUCGGCCAUCGGGUCAAGUUCACCAAUCAUCCCAAGUGGCCAAUGCAGCCCUUUGCAAGAGAUUCCCAAUGCAACCGGCAAAAUCGACGACGACGCAAAUAACGAGAAGGAGUCGAGCGAGACGAGAGAAUUGCUCGUAUCGUCCAAGAUACUCGCGGUGUCCUCACCCGUGUUCCGCAAGAUGCUGUUUGGCGGCAAGUUUGUGGAGGCCAUCAAGCUCGCGGAUGCGGGUGACGGUUCCACGACGAUAGUAACCUUGCCUGACGAUGAUGCCGAAGCCGUGACCCUCAUGUGCAAGAUUCUGCACUUCGCCACGGCAGACAUCAACGAUCUUCCCAAGUCGGACUUGCUGGAGAGGCUGGCAGCCAUUUGCGACAAGUAUCUAUGCCUGCAUAUCCUCCGGUACUGUGGCACCAUUUGGGUACGGAACUGGGUGAAGAAGUGCGAGGAAGACAAUGCAGGCAUAGUCGAUGUCUGCCGGCUACUCGUCUUCGCCUAUGUUGCGGAUAUGGAAAAGGAGUUUGCCGACAUUGCCUGGACACUUCUCCUUUUGCACAAAGGACCGCUAUCACGAUCAACUUCAGAUGCUACAGAGUCGCUCGACAAUCCGCUGCUGCCACUACACAUUAGAGGCAAACUCGAUGCGAAGAGAAUGCAACUCUGCAACCAAUACCACACCGCUCUCAUGCGUCCCCUAGCGACAUGGGGCUGGCGGAGUUUGACCAAGGGUUGCAACCGAGGCGCUGCCCCCUAG
This is a messenger RNA of Parascedosporium putredinis, 855 nucleotides long. Lineage: Eukaryota; Fungi; Ascomycota; Sordariomycetes; Microascales; Microascaceae. The record is from the annotation of a GenBank genome assembly.